AAAAAAAAUAUAUGUAUAAAUAUAUAAAAUAAUUUUCUUUGUUUUUAUGAGUUUCUAAAACAGUGACGUUCAUUUCAGUGAAUAAGUGAAUUGUUUUAAGUUAUUUUAUUGAAAAUUUAAUUAAAAAUAAAGGACAGAAAAGAAAUUUAAUAGGUGGUACGAUAAAUGUCGGGAAUGGAAGUAGCGGCAAUAAUAAAUAAUUCAAAUUGUGCAUUAUGCACACUUGGCCCACCACCGGAUAUGAUACUUCGUCUACCACCACCGCCCAUUCCCAGUUUUUUGCAACAGGGUUCUGAAUUCUUCACCGAUUCGGAAACUGUCAUUUUUCGUUCUCAUCACAAUGACAGUCCUUGUAAACAUUUUUGCAAUUGGCGCUCCGAGGGUGUUCAAUAUAUCGAAAUUCCACAACAAGGAACUGUUUUUGACGAUACUUGGCUCCUUGUUCUUAUAUCCUCUUGUGUUGGGGUCAUUUGUAUUGGAAUAAUACUGGCAACAUUACUUCUAAAAUGCAAAUUUAAUGCUACUGGUAAAAGUGGGGUAAUAUCGGUACCAACUGCAACCUCUGGAAUGCAAACGAAAGCAGGAAGACUUCAGAAUGAAGCUGUUUUGUAUCCAUGCACCACGGAGACAAUGCAGGACAGUCGUGUUAUGUGGGCGACAUUAACUCCACGCGGUACAACGCGACACUUUUUAGAAGAGCACACCUAUGAAACAAUUGGAAAUGGCUCAUCGUUUUACAAUAAUAAACGCAUCAAUGAGACAAACACCAAUGGAGCUUACUAUAAUAAACGUUCAUUUUCAACACUUCCCCCUGAACAUACAUAUGUUGAACCGCCAGUAGCAUCGCCGUCGCAAAAUCGACCAAAGGACGAUAAAGCAUUUGACAAUACUGCUUUUGUUGAUUAUGAGGAACCUUUAUCUGUUAAAAAUGAAUAUUAUCAAUUGGACGAUGUUUUGGAACCAAAUGAUGCUGAAUUGUAUCCAAUGCAAAGAGGCACACUUCGUCCACGCGUCAGUUCUCCAACAAGAAUUGAACAUCCAAACCUACCACCUUUAAAUCUUCAACCACAUAAAUAUGGUACACGAAAAAAUUCUGGUAAUCAACAUUCGUUAGAUACAUUAUCAAGAAACGGUACACCAUCAAAUUAUGUACCAACAAUUUAAAUUCAAAAAUUAAUCGCAUUGAAAAUAUUAUUUUCUUUUAUUCCAGAAAAUACUUUUUUUUCUAAUUUAAAUAAAUUCUAUUAUUUCGUUUUGAAAAGGAAAAUAAUUUUUCGAUUUUUUUGGUAAAUAAAGAGUGAACGAGAAAAAUUUAUCUUACACAAAGA
Messenger RNA from Leptopilina heterotoma, 1328 nucleotides. RefSeq lists its product as uncharacterized. The transcript is spliced from 6 exons. Lineage: Eukaryota; Metazoa; Arthropoda; Insecta; Hymenoptera; Figitidae. The record is from RefSeq and is a predicted model, not a curated record. Bases 166 to 1164 code for a protein of 332 amino acids.